GGUGUUACCUUGACGACUCAAGGCCAUGUCAGCUCAGUUCCUCCUAUCAUCUCUGACAGAUAGAUAUCAGGAAAAGAAAGUAUCAGCACCGUCCCUCAGCUAUACCUUUCAAGAAACACAGACGCGUACAGAGACAGUGGUGACCGGACAAAAUGAUCGUGCUGCCACUGGCAUGGACACUGCUGACGGCAUCGCUGUGGACAUUAGGUUCGAGCCAGAUCCUGCAGCGAGAACCCGUCAAGAUUCGUUAUCCCGAGAUCCUCAGCACAGAGGCUAUUGAGUGUGACUGCGUUAACAUCUCAUGUGACUCUGUCUACUGGUUCCGCAGUAUUCACGACCACCGCAAAGUAGAGUUCCUCGGCAAAUGCAACAACGCUGACCGUACUAGCCACGGGGCUAAUGUGGACACAACACGCUUCAAAUUAAGCAGGCAGAGCAUGUCCUUUACGCUACGCAUCAUCAACGUGACAGAGAAGGACACAGGGAUUUAUUCUUGCGUUCUCAAGGACAGGCAAAACACAGAAAUGUGGAAGCCCGGGAUUCUUCUUCGGCCAGGAGUGGUCCAUCCAACAUUAGCUCCUAAGACAAAACCCAAACCACCAGUCAAGUCAGUGUGCCGCUGCCCUACGGAGAGUCCUUCACAGGUUGCUGCAGAUGGCUGCGGCUCCUUGGUUCUGUGGCCAUCGGUUGGACUUGUUGCGGCCCUGGCUCUAGCGCUCAUCUGCACACUGUACUACUUUAGCCGGCUACCCAAAAAAUGUCGGCACCACUUGGUGAAGAGGAGGUAGUUGAGCCGACAGUUCUGCAUCUACAGCUUGUAUCUGACUGAAGGUUUAAGUAACAUCCAGUGGAGCAUGAAGAAGAUGAAGAUCCCUGAAGAACACCUCUGCUAACGACAUGUCCUGUUCAUUAACAGCUAAAUGUUUGCCAGUCGGAGAAGACUUUCAUGCUUUCAAGAGCAGCAACCAUGUGUAGCAUAUUAUAAUAUAUUGGCUGUUUUUUGUUAAAUAACUUACAAGACAGCUCCAGAGCUUCGCCAUGUUCAAUUCUAAACUCUGUGCUAUAACUUUAAGUCGAUUACAUGUUGUUGUUUUUUUUUUGUCAAUAUGCAGAUGACAUCAUCAUUUAUCCAGGUGCUUUUUCAAUUAAGCCGGUCUUGUGAUCUGUAGCAUUGGUUUUAAAAUGAUUAUUAUUUCAGAACAAAAAAUUGCAGUUUUCCAAAUCCCAAAGCUAAUCUGUUUAUUUACAUACAAAAAAACACAGCUGAAAUCAAAUACAGUGUAUUUGCUCAUUUGCUUUUGACUCUCUUCGUUAUCUAUUUGUGUUUUUGUUUCAAAAUAGCACUGUCAGGUUUCAGGAAGGAUAAUUCUGUUAAAUCAAUA
This is a messenger RNA of Anarrhichthys ocellatus (wolf-eel), 1382 nucleotides long. RefSeq names its product cd8 beta (gene cd8b). Gene Ontology annotation, cellular component: cell surface. Lineage: Eukaryota; Metazoa; Chordata; Actinopteri; Perciformes; Anarhichadidae. The record is from RefSeq and is a predicted model, not a curated record. Gene Ontology annotation, biological process: regulation of immune response. The transcript has 7 exons. Gene Ontology annotation, molecular function: MHC class I protein binding; coreceptor activity. Bases 153 to 788 code for a protein of 211 amino acids.